UCUCUUCAAUCUCUUCUUCUUUCUUAUUUUUAAAUUUCAAAAUUCAAACCCCCCCUCCCAAUUUUCAACAUGAAUCCUUCCGGCUCCGGCUUCUUUCCCGACGAUCUCCCGCCCGUCGACGCCGCGAUGUGGUAUUACCAAGAGUUGGGCGAGCAACCGCCGAUGUACGAGACGCAACAAUCGGGGUACGUCGACCGAGAUUCGGUUCCGGAGACUCAACCGGAACCGUCCGGAUCGAAAAAAAGUACACGCCGGAAAAGUCACAAAGCCAAAAGCACGUUGACCGAGGAGGCACGGUCAAUCAAAAAGUGGUCGCCGGAGGAGGAGUGCAUAUUGGCGUCGGCUUGGGUUGACGUCUCCGAGCAUCCUAUCAUUGGUACGGAGCAAACGAAGGAUGCGAUGUGGGAUCGUAUCGAGGAGAAGUUCUUCACGGCGAUGAAGAAAGACGGCUCCUACCGAACCCGGGACCAACUCACUUCCAAAUGGUGCCACAUCAACAAAAAAGUCCGAAAGUUUAUGGGAGUUUACGAGGAAUGCUCCCGGUCCCGGAGGAGCGGCACGAACGACGCCGAUGUUCUCCGGGUUGCCACGACCCGUGGCAACAACUCAACAAUCCCCGACGGCGGAUCAUUGCGGAAAAGAUCCACCGGCGCCGCUGAGGUUGAGGUCGACGAGACUAUCGGUUCUACCGAUCAAAUCCCUCCCUUCAACGUUGUGGAUUCCGAUGACGAGGACCCCAUUCCACGGCCGAUCGGAAGAAAGAAGGCAAAAUCCAUUGCCUCUGGUUCGGGAGGGUCCGCCUCUAUUUCCGCUUCUCCCCGCGACGAAAUCGGCCGGGCAAUGGUUGAACAACUUCGGGCGUUCAAUCUCCAGAAACAAGAGAGGUUGAAGCUAAAGGAGAAGGAGUUGAAGAUAAAGGAGCAGGAGGCCGAGAUGAAAGUCAUGCAAACCGACCCCGGGACGUUGUCGGAGUUUGGACAAAUUAUCUACGAGCAAAGAAUGAGAGAGAUCAAGGAGAAAUAUAGUUUACCUUAGUUUUUUUAUUAAUACAAUACAAGGAGUGACACGGU
Molecule: messenger RNA, 1070 nt
Organism: Cuscuta campestris
Lineage: Eukaryota; Viridiplantae; Streptophyta; Magnoliopsida; Solanales; Convolvulaceae
Source: the annotation of a GenBank genome assembly